Molecule: messenger RNA, 846 nt
Organism: Penicillium antarcticum
Lineage: Eukaryota; Fungi; Ascomycota; Eurotiomycetes; Eurotiales; Aspergillaceae
Product: enoyl-CoA hydratase/isomerase family protein
Exons: 2
Coding region: 1-846 (281 amino acids)
Biological process (GO): fatty acid beta-oxidation
Cellular component (GO): mitochondrion
Molecular function (GO): enoyl-CoA hydratase activity
Source: RefSeq, a predicted model, not a curated record
AUGUCUGACAGUCUUCAUUCCCAGCCUCCUGCGACCAAGCAUUUUCGAUUGUCUUUCCCAGCUCCCAAGGUACUUCUCGUAACCAUCGAUCGGGAGAAACAACGAAAUUCUCUACCCGCCGAAGCGCAUUGGGAAGGCCAUGGCAUAUUCUCCUGGUUUGACGAUGAGCCCACUCUACUGGUCGCAAUAGUUACAGGCACGGGCGACAAAGCAUUCUGUGCUGGACAAGACUUGGCUGAGCAGAGUAAUUCUCGCCGUGGUCCCAAGACUGCAGCCCAGCUGGCAGUGAUGAACCAUCCUCCAACUGGCUUCAUGGGCCUUAGCCAACGAAAGGGAAAGAAGCCUGUUAUUGCUGCAGUAAACGGAUUUGCACUAGGAGGAGGGUUUGAAAUAUGUCUCAAUUGUGACAUGGUGGUUGCAUCACCCAAAGCUCAGUUUGGGCUGCCUGAGGUCGCGGUAGGAUUAUACGCAGCUGCCGGCGGCCUGCCUCGGCUGAUGCGCAUUGUUGGCCUUCAGCUCGCCUCCGAAAUUGCUAUGACCGGUCGGAAGUUGACAGCUCAAGAAGCGCUGGACUAUCAACUGAUUAACCGGGUGACUCAGGAAUCAGAGUCCGUCGUUGACGAGUGCCUGAAACUUGCGGCCCAAAUAGCGAGCUUUUCGCCAGAUGGAAUCAUUGUUACGCGUCAAGGCUUGCGUGAGGCGUGGGAAAAUCCAAGUGUUGAACACGCCACUUCCCGAACGCGACAUGAAUAUGUCAAUCGAUUAGUCGCAGGAGAUAAUUUUAAGAUUGGCGUUGAGGCUUUCGCUAAGAAGACAGAGCCUAAAUGGGUUCCUUCGCAUCUAUGA